Aureobasidium namibiae CBS 147.97 is the source of this 1887-nucleotide messenger RNA. Its product is annotated as laccase with copper binding domain. Gene Ontology annotation, molecular function: oxidoreductase activity; copper ion binding. NCBI's taxonomy places the organism in Eukaryota, Fungi, Ascomycota, Dothideomycetes, Dothideales, Saccotheciaceae. The transcript is spliced from 6 exons. The coding region runs from base 1 to 1887 and encodes 628 amino acids. The record is from RefSeq and is a predicted model, not a curated record.
AUGGUGUCCUGGGGUCGCCUGAUUCUUCAUGCCUUUUCUUUUUCUCCUCUAUCCAACAAUGACCUUACCAAAAUCUACCAGCCCGACAAGGCAAAGUUUGCCAUUCCUGCAAUUCAACCGCCAAAGAAUCUGCUAGGAGGAGCAAACGGGGCGUCCUUCAAUGGCCCAGCUUUUGUGUCCAAUGGCAUGCAGACAUUGCAGAAUGCUCUGGGAGCGCAAAUGCAGGAUGGAAACUCUGUUCUCGGAAGCUUCGACGCACCAACCCUUCCUGCCUUCCGCACUGAUGGCGGCACCCCUCUUCCUUUUGGGUUUCCAUGGGGCAAGUCAACGGCCAACAAUACAAACUAUUACACAGAUACACCCAACACUGGUGUCACUCGCUAUUACGACUUUGAGAUAUCCGCUGGUCGGAUUGCACCUGAUGGCGUGUUCAAGGAUGGUGUUCUCGUCAACGGACAAUUUCCAGGCCCGACCAUCGAAGCCAACUGGGGCGACAUGAUCUCAAUCACUGUGAAGAACUCGCUAGAUGAGGGAACAUCGAUGCACUGGCAUGGCCUUCUUCAAAAAGCCACUCCGUGGUUUGAUGGAGUGCCAACCAUCAUGCAAUGCCCAAUCGCCCCUGGAAAAUCCUUCACAUAUGUGUUUCAGGCCGAUCUAUAUGGAACCAGCUGGUAUCACAGCCACUUCAGUGCACAGUAUGCAGGUGGCGCAGCCGGUGCCAUGAUCAUCUAUGGUCCCAAGAAUGUGGACUACGACAUCGACCUUGGCCCGGUAAUCCUGAGCGACUGGUACCAUGAAGACUACUACACUCUUGUCGAACAGACAAUGUCCAAAAAGGGCGACAACACUCCUCAACCGACUUCCAAUAACAACUUGAUCAAUGGCAAGAUGAACUUUCCUUGCUACAAAGAUGUCAACUGCACCGCCAAUGCUGGUGUUUCCAAAUUCGCCUUCACCUCUGGCAAGAAACACAGACUACGAUUGAUCAACAUGAGUGCUGAAGCCAUGCAAAAGUUCUCGAUCGAUGGUCACAAGAUGACUGUCAUUGCAAAUGAUUUUGUCCCCGUCGAGCCUUAUGAUGUUGCGGUUGUCACCCUCGCAGUUGGCCAACGUACCGAUAUUAUCGUCGAAGCAGACGGCUCACCCACCGACAGCGUCUGGAUGCGCUCCAAUCUCCAAUACUGCUCCUUGACCGACGGAACUGUCAAUGAAGCCGUGGCAGCCAUCUACUACGAAAACGCGGACAACACCACAAUUCCUACCUCCACGACUUCUGUCACCACAGCCCAGCUUUCCUACUGCAACAACGAUGACCUCUCGGUCACCAAGCCCUUUUUUCCCAUCACACCCGACCCAAACCCGUCGACUACUGAAGACUUGAUUAUCGAGUAUCGCACCAACGAGACCGACUUCAAUCUCUGGUUUGUCAACAAUGUCAGUUUCAGAGGCGACUACAACAACCCUGUGCUUCUGGAAGCCAAACUCGGCAACCUUGACUUCCCCGAAGAGUAUAACGUCAUGAACUUUGGGUCCAACAAGACUGUUCGUCUGGUCGUGUACGUCCUCGCAGAAGGCUUCGGCGAAUACUCCAACACCGUCACCAACCCCUCCAACCCCCAACGCCGCGACACCAUCUGGGUGCAAGCCGCCAAAGACGCGAAUACACCCGCCUACGUAGUGCUCCAAAUCGAUCAAGACAAUCCCGGUGUGUGGCCCUUCCAUUGCCACAUCGCAUGGCACGUGAGCGCUGGUUUGUACGUGAGUAUUCUAGAACGACCAGAAGAUGUCAAGAAGAUGGCUAUUCCGGGGGUGAUGGCGCAGAGCUGUAGGGAUUGGAGCGAGUUUACGGGGAAAGCUGUUGUUGAUCAAAUUGAUAGUGGGUUGUAG